Solanum stenotomum is the source of this 842-nucleotide messenger RNA. Its product is annotated as putative late blight resistance protein homolog R1A-3. The transcript is spliced from 2 exons. Gene Ontology annotation, biological process: protein folding. Gene Ontology annotation, molecular function: alpha-tubulin binding. NCBI's taxonomy places the organism in Eukaryota, Viridiplantae, Streptophyta, Magnoliopsida, Solanales, Solanaceae. The record is from RefSeq and is a predicted model, not a curated record. The coding region runs from base 28 to 618 and encodes 196 amino acids.
UCUCUCACUAAUGAGCUAGUAGACUACAUGGUCAAGAAGGCAAGCAGACUGCGAAAACUCAAAUGCCACUGUAAAGAGCCUCUCAAACUCAAAUUAAAUGCUCUUCAACUUGAAACACUCAGUGUAAACGGUAAGAUUUUGAAUUUCACCUUGCCCGCGACACUAACAAAGCUAACUCUAUCAGAUGUUUUGUUGCCACAAAGUGAACUGUCUAAUAUCGGAAGAUUACCAAAUUUAGUGGUUCUCAAGUUGGAACAUAGAGCAUUUCAGCAGGACAAAUGGGAGAUCGAAGAUCAAGAGUUUCUGAACCUCAAGGUUCUUAAAUUAAGAUCCCUUAAAAUAACAACAUGGAAUGCCUCAGAUGAGUCUUUACCCAAUCUCGAACACCUUCUUAUAGAAAACUGUUUUAAUCUUCAAGAAAUUCCUUCUAUGGUUGGAUAUAUUCUUACUCUAAAGAUGGUUGAAACAAAACGAUGUGGUGAGUCUCUUGAAAAAUCAGUUAAGGACAUUCAAGAAGUGCAAGAAGGAUAUGGAAAUGCAGAGCUCAAGGUCCUUAUUUACCCCUUGCAUAUAAAAAGCUGCAACACUGGUUUAACAGAAAUAGAAGAUUGCGAUUGAAAGAGGGGAUCUAACGGACCAGUUUUUCUCUUAAGCUGUUUCCUUUAUUCAUUAUGCAUAAUCAUAUCCAGCUAGAUGGAUAAUUUUCUUGUUUUUGAGUUUUGUGUGUACUUCAAAAUAAUUUUUUCAAUGGAUCCAUUGCAUUGACCUAUGAACUUUAUUAUAUGAUAUUAUGUAUGCUUCUACAUUAACACCUUGUUUGGAUGGAAGUUACCCAUUAUUGU